AUGGAUCCUACAAGCAGGGUAUCUAUUCAUAGUGAAGAAACAUCACUUUUAGUUCAUCGAGCAAAGAUUAGUCCUGGUAUUUCACUUGCUCACGCAAAAGCACUAGCUCCAGGGACAGCUAAAUAUCCUAUAACUAGAGUAAACGUAAAAGCACUAACCAUUCAUGCUGGUAUACAGAGCGAGAUACUUGAUAAUGUAGUACUUGGACAACUACCUAAGAGAAUAAUCAUUGGAUUUGUCGACAAUGCUGCAUACAACGGAAAUGCCUUGAAAACCCCACUUAAAUUUCAAACUUAUAAUAAAAAUCACUUUUCACUAUAUGUGGGCGGCAUGAAGAUCCCAUCGAAACCUAUUCAACCAGAUUUUACUAAAAAUAACCUCUACGUUGAUGCAUACCACUCAUUGUUCACGGGGUGUGGUAUUCAUUUCCUCAAUGAAGGAAAUAACAUAGAUCGUAAUGAUUAUGCACACGGAUUCUGUCUUUUUGCAUUUGAUCUUACACCAGAUUUAUCAGCACAUUGCUACUUACACUGGAAUCUUGUAAAGCAUGGAUAUUCAAGAAUUGAGGUUCGUCUCGAAGAAGCACUCGAACACACUAUCAAUUGUCUGGUUUAUGCCGAGUACGACAAGGUUCUGGAAAUUGACGGUUCAAAACAAGUUAUUGCAGACUACAGCAAUUGA
Messenger RNA from Belonocnema kinseyi, 681 nucleotides. RefSeq lists its product as uncharacterized. The record is from RefSeq and is a predicted model, not a curated record. The coding region runs from base 1 to 681 and encodes 226 amino acids. Lineage: Eukaryota; Metazoa; Arthropoda; Insecta; Hymenoptera; Cynipidae. The transcript has a single exon.